AUGAUGGGUAUAUUGUAUGAAAAGAGGCCUUUAAAAAGGCCCAGACUCGGGCCACCUGAUGUUUACCCCCAGGAACCCAAGCAAAAAGAAGAUGAGCUGACAUCAAUAAAUGUGAAACAUGGGUUCGCGACAAUGCCCCAGCUCUCGGAUGAAUUCGGGACCGCCAGAAAUUGCAAUGUAACAUCAGCUAAAGUCGGAGCUUACUUUAACGCGAUAAUGGCUAAAAAAGAAGAACUAGCGACGAUGCCAGACGGUGUUAAGAAAAAACCGCUAGUAAACGUUAAAGAUAACUUCUGGCUUGUAACUGCCAGGAGUAGAAACUCCUUAGAAGCUUGGUUCAAAGAUCUCUCUGGGUGUAAGCCUCUGGUUGCUCUGGCGAAGAAAGCUCCUAAUUUCAACAAAAAGGAAGAAAUAUUUAUUAUGCUUUGUGAGUAUCAAGUUCCAAUGUUGAGAGCCGCUUGGUUUAUCAAGUUAAGUUCUGCUUACACUGUUGCGGUGUCUGAAAAUAAAAUAAAGAAACAGUGGACGGGUACUUUGAUAAAAUUUUUAAGAGAUCAGUUAUCAAAGCUCCAAGACUACUAUCACAUAGGUAAUCAAGCCAGCGGUCAUAGUACUCCUGGUAUCAACGGAACAUGCAACCCCUCGUCGUCUUCUAUAACCAACAACUCAGCAAUUAUGAACAGUAAUAAUAACAUCAAUGGAAUGAAUUCUCUACUGGCUUUGACGCCAAAUCACACAAAUGUAUCAAUGACUGAAGAGCACAAGUUAGCUUUGAAGCAGUGGCACUACAGCAUUCAAUUAGCGAAAUAUAUGUUUGAAGAAGGUUUAUUAGACAGACACGAAUUGCUUCAAUGGAUUUUAGAAUUAUUAGAUAAAAUGCGGUUUAAUCCAUCCGACGACGGAAUAUUGAAACUGUUGCUACCACUAGCGCUCCAAUAUCUUGAAGAAUUUGUCCAGUCUGAAUUAUUAGCAAGAAGAUUAGCGUACUUGUGUUGUAGAAAAUUAGCGCAAAUGCUGAGUAACGUCGACAUUAAUACCCCAGCAAGCCCACCGGUUUUACCAACAGUAAAAGUAGAGCUUACAAAUGGAAAAGAAGUCCCAGCAUCAACAACAUCCGCACCAACUGCAUCAACAGGCGGAGCUGCAACUUCUACAAGUCAGCCAACCGUUCAACCAAUAUCAAAUGCCCUGACAGCAGCAUUCAAUGAUUAUCUAAACUGUCCUCAUCAUAAAGACGUGAUACUUUGCUUGUCAGCCAUAGUUCAAGUGAUAACGCUCGAGUGUCCAACAGCCUUGGUCUGGAACAGCGUCGGAGAAGGAAAAUCUCCCUCUGUAUUAAAUGGCUCUCCUUUGGAUUAUCUUCCUUGUCCCCCAGCAGCGUUACCAUGUCCACCAGCAAGCGCAGCGAAUCCUACGAUGGCUAAAUUAAAACUUGCCCAGGAAAAUAUUAGAGCUAGGUCACAAGCUGCUGAAGGUCGUUGGUCUUGCGACAAAUGGCAGCAAAGCAGCGCUGGAAUGACAACAACAAAAGUUUUAUCUGCCCUGGACGCUUUAGAUCGUCAUAAAUUUGAUAAAAUGGAUGUUAAUAAUUCGCUGGACACUCUCUACGUUAAAAUAUUUACCCCUCCGGUAAAAGAAACUACAAAUGAGAGAGAAGCAUCCAAGACUGAGUACACACCUCAACAAGAUUCCGCGGUUGUUGAUAUUUUGUGUCAAUGGGCUGUAAGUGCCGAGCGUUGGGGCGAGCAUCGAGCGAUGGCUGUGGCUAAGUUGUUAGAAAAGCGACAAGCUGAAGUCACCGGCGAGAGUAAUGACAACGAUGACAAAGACAGCAUCUGCAGCAAUGGUACUCCGCCGAGUCUUCCGAUAUUUCAACCUUUGUUGAUGAAAUUCCUCGACACUGAUGCUCCAAUUCAGGAUAACUCAACUCCUCAAACUAAAGCACAGUUUACUAAUCUUGUGCAUUUAUUUUCUGAGCUCAUUAGACACGAUGUUUUCUCUCACGACGCGUAUAUGUGUACAUUAAUAUCCCGCGGGGAUUUAAUUCAGGGUCCGGCUGCAAGCAAACCAGGUACUCCGAGCAACAGAGAGCCCAUGGACGAGGAUAGUUUAUUUCCCGGCAUUGACUUGAAACCAACCAAGCUGGAUCCAGAUCAUGGAAGAGCCAUGGAUUACGACGACAGUAAAAUCGAUGAUGACUUGGAUAAGCUGCUCCAACACAUCAAAGAGGAUCAGCAAAACAGCAUGGAUGCCCCAGAUAGUCCUAAAGAUGACGCCCUGGGUGGUCACGGUCCUGAAGGGCUUGAUUCUAGACCGCCAACCAGUCCCAGUCGACAUCUUCUGUACACCACGCACUUUCCUCUGCCGCAAGACGAGUCUUCUAGCCAGCAUGACUGUAAUCAACGACAUGUGCUGCUGUAUGGAGUCGGUCGCGUUCGGGACGACGCGAGACAUGUUGUAAAGAAAAUGACUAAAGAAGUUUGCAAGCUGUUCGGGAAGAAAUUUAGCAUCGACGUAGCAGAGGGUGGCAAAGUUAAAAAGCAUUCACGAAACGAGUUUAAUUUUGAAGCUGUUACCCAGAAAUUUCAAAAUCUCAGUUACUUUGAUCAGCACGUUGUAACCUGGCAGUGCGCGACCCAAGUUAUAGAAAUGUUAAAUGGUUUUUCAAUCAACGGCUCUUACCUUCCAGUUCAAGAACAUGUGGCUUUUCUCUUUGAUCUAAUGGAGCUUGCGCUUAAUAUUUACGGACUGAUAGACGUGUGUAUUCAAAUUUUAAAAGAACUUCCGGAGGUCGAGACUCAAUUGGCUGUAAGAAACAGCCAACUAGUCAGAAGCUACACUACCAGUCUCAGCCUUUACGUCGUUGGAGUCCUCAGAAGAUAUCAUUACUGCCUUCUACUCUCGCCUGAUCAGACAAUAUCAGUGUUUGAUCUACUCUGCAAGGUGGUGAAACACGUCUCCAAUCCAAGUGACUGCAGUUCAGCUGAACGUUGUAUCCUCGCGCAUCUUUACGACCUCUACUCGUCUUGUUUUCUUCUUAAAAUAAAACCUCACGGUGUGGAAGCAUUCAGCAACGCUUACCCAAAAAUAAAGGCCGUGAUGUUCAACAACAAUCAGACGCUUAUCACGUCAAAUCACCCUUACAAUCCUCAGUACAUGGUCGAAAUCUUGAAUAACCCUCGAAGAGGAGGUAAAAUAGAGCCACAGUGGGCUAGAUCUCUCAACGAAUCGCCAGCGAAUAGAUACAGCUUUGUGUGCAACGCUAUCGUCGCAGUUUGCAACGAAACGGACAAUGACAAAUUAAACGACAUCGCGAUUACUUGCGCAGAACUCACUGCAUGCUGCAAUGCACUAACUGUAGAAUGGCUGGGAGCUCUAGCUGGUCUUUGUUUGCUAACAGACGGGCUUCAGUCUUACAUUGACUUGCUGAAUCAGGUUAACAUCCAAGACUUGAGCAUCCACAACCCGCUCGCCGUCUUCACCUCAAUAAUGAUAGCCCGGCAUUGUUUAUCUCUUGAAGACUUUGUGCGACUCAUCGCCUUGCCGUCUUUGGUACACGCUUGCAAUCCUUCCAGAGGUGACAGCGACACCGAAGCUGAAUCCCGAGGAAGAUUGACGUCUCACUUGCUUCUUCGGCUCUUCAAAACAGUAGAGUGUCCUCAGCCAGCUUUGUACUCAGUAAGUACAAGCCCGCAUCCAAUUCCUGCUGGAAAUCAGCGAGGCUACAGCAUAAAACUCAGCUGUGAUCGUCAUUUAUUAGCUGCUGCGCACAAUAACAUCCCGGUGGGUCCAGUUCUUGCGGUUUUGAAAGCAAUACUGGUUGUUGGAGAUGCUACUGCUGGAAAACAGCCGCCUAAGAAGCCAGAUGUACCGACAGUACACUCAGGCAAAGGCACCGGUCCAGCAAGUGUCGGUGGAAGUGCUGGAGAAUUGUCUAUAAGCCAUAUUUUAGGCACCAGUGACAUUCUAGGUGGUGGAGAUGAUCUAGGAUUGGAUUUAGCCAUGUCCUCGUCCAACAGCAGCGCCGGACUGUUGUCAGAAAACGUUAAAGGGCUUUCAGAAUUUGCCCAGCAUGUUCUCAGGCAAAUUUGCAGUCAAGAGUGGGUUUUAGAAAGAUGUUUGCAAAGCCCUGAAGAACUUUGCUGCCCUGAUAUGCUGCUUGAUAAUAUGCUGACUGCCAGACAAGCUCAGCGAUUGCUUCACAUGAUAUGCUAUCCAGACACUCCGCCGGAUGCUCUUCUAGACCAACGAACGCAUAUCACGAAUAUAUUAGAAAAUUUGGAGCAGUGGAGCUUGAGGAUGUCCUGGCUGGAUCUUCAAUUGAUGUACAAGCAGUUCACUCCCGGGUCUAGUGAUCUGUCACUGUGGCUGGAUAUUGUCGCUAAAGCUGCAAUAGACGUUUUUCAGUUGAACACUCUGACUAAUAAAACUGAAAAAAGGUCGGGCUCUAUCUGGUUGGUCGCCCCUUUGGUGUCAAAAUUAUCAAGUGCGGUUCAAGGCAGAGUUCUCAAGGUAGCGGGACAAGUACUGGAAUCGGGAAAUUGGUCCAAAACGGCUGGACGUGAGAGAGGAAGACUUAAAUCACCUUCGCUGUUCAAUCAUCAGCCGUUUUUGUCACUCGUUCUCACCUGUCUAAAAGGGCAAGACGAUCAACGAGAAGGUUUGCUUACUUCUCUCCAUUCUCAGCUUUCGCAAUUUUUAAAUACAAGCAAGGAAGAAAAAAAUGUCGCUUUGGAAGAUCCUAAGACACGUGAAGUACUUCAGGAUGCUUUACAAUUAAGGUUUAGUUUAGUAGGCGGAGUGUUUGAUACGAUACAGAGAAACACUACUGUCACUACGGACUGGGCUAUUUUGUUGGUCCAAUUGGUGUGUCAUGGAGUCAUUGAUAUGAAUAAUAACUCGGAAUUAUUUACUACAGUUAUAGAUAUGCUUGCGACGCUCAUACAUUCCACCCUGGUAUCAGAUUCCCAGUCAGAGAAGGACGAGAACAAGAAACAUUAUCAGAAUCUUAUGAAAAAACUCAAGAAAGAACUUGGAGAAAAAAAUUCUCCGAGUAUCCAAUACGUAAGACAAUUAUUGCCUUUGCCUAAACUUACAAUGGAGGUGAUAACUUGUCAGCCCAUUGGCUGCUUGACGGACACCAAGGGGAAUAAAAUCGCGGGUUUUGAUAGUAUUGAUAAAAAGCAAGGACUUCAGGUUGGUGACGCUCAGAAAAUCACUGCAUGGGAGUUAUUGGAAGGACACAGAAAUCCAGCUCCACUUUCCUGGGCUUGGUUCCGAGCUGUAAAAAUGGAAAGAAAGCCCUUGACGUACCAGAAUGCCCAUAAACUACUGCGGUAUCAUAAUCACAGUCAAUUGAGGCCAGCGAGUCACUUUUUGGAGCCACCACCACUGCCUCCGGAGGAUUUGGAGCCGGAUAAGAAAGAAAUCGAGCCAGGAAAAGCAGAUACUCCGAUGAGUGUUGACUCGCCGAGCAGAUUAGGACCUGGCAGUGUUGGACCGGGUCUUGCUAUUGGCGCGGGUAAAGGAAAAGCGAUGAAAGUCACGCGAAGACAUCGAAGAAACAAGGGAUCAGUGACUCCCACUGCUCCUGUUACUCAGCAAAUGCAGCCUGGCCCGCCACCGAUGCAGCAGAUGACCUACGUUAAUCAGCAACCGCAAGUUUCUCAGCAACCGGGAAUGUUCCCUGGGCAGGCGCCACAACCUCAACAGCAGUGGUACCCGAAUCAACAGGGUCCUGCACCUCCUCAGCAGUACGGUUAUGGUCAGCAGGUACCUCCAGCCCAGGUUGGUGGUCCUCGCUACGAACGCCCGAGUAUAAAUCCGUCUAAACAAGCGCUGUCGAAUAUGCUGCGCUUGCGGUUACCUGCUAAUCAGUUUAUGGGCAAUCAGCAACAACCGGCUGCGCCUGUAGCUGGACCCAAUGCUUUCCAAGGAAUGCAGAGGAACCAAUUUGUCAGGCAUCAGUUGAGAGCUCAGCAAGGUGGCCCGGGAAUGAAUCCACAACAGACCGGUGUUGGGCCUCGACCACCGUAUUUGCAAGCUCCUAAUGUUACGAUGAAUACUAUGGGCCCGAUGGGUGGCGGAGUUCAGAAUCAGCCCGCUCCUCCUUACAGACAAGCUGGAGGUAAACCUACAGCUGUUGGUGUGGGCACUUCUGCUCUAGCCAUGCAGCCUAAUCCUCAAUAUCAGCAACAAGUUCAACAACAAACAGGUAACGGAGGUCAACAACAGACACCUCAAUUGGUCGCUCAUUUACAAAGACAUCAACAACCUCAACAUCCUUAUCAGCAUCAACAACCGCCGUAUUGA
Molecule: messenger RNA, 6312 nt
Organism: Cotesia congregata
Lineage: Eukaryota; Metazoa; Arthropoda; Insecta; Hymenoptera; Braconidae
Source: the annotation of a GenBank genome assembly